AUGUCAGCUAUUAACGAUACCAGAUUCCAGUCUGCAGUGUUCCUUCUCACCGGGAUACCUGGGAAGGAAGACGUCCAUCUCUGGAUCUCUAUCCCCUUUUGCAUAAUGUAUGCUAUUGCAAUAGUAGGAAAUUCAUUCAUUCUGUUCAUUAUAAAAGCAGAUCCAAGCCUCCACGAGCCCAUGUACAUUUUCCUUUUCGUGUUGGCCCUCACCGACCUUUCCUUAUCGAUAUCCACCAUGCCCACGACGUUGGGCAUAUUCUUGUUGAACUUUAGGGAGAUUAGCUUUGAUGCCUGUUUUGCCCAGGUGUUCUUCAUCCACACACUGGAAUGCAUUGAAUCCUCUGUGCUUUUGCUGAUGGCCUUUGACCGCCUCAUCGCAAUCCGUGAUCCACUGAGAUACGCUUCCAUCUUAACCCUGCCAAAAAUAGUCAAGAUGGGGCUGGUGUGUGUGCUUAGAGGGGCGGCUGUCAUACUUCCACUCCCCAUUCUCUUGAAAAUGUUCCGAUACUGUCGAGACAACGUCCUCUCCCAUUCCUACUGCCUGCACCAGGAGGUCAUGACGAUGGCUUGUUCGGAUUUUAGAGUUAAUAGUGUCUAUGGCUUAUCGGUUGCACUCUUAACUGUGGGGUUGGACUCGCUGCUUAUCUUUCUCUCUUAUGUGAUGAUCCUCAAAACGGUGCUGAGCGUCACCACCUGCGUCUCCCAUCUCUGUGCCCUCUUGCUCUUCUACAUACCUGAGAUUGGUUUGUCUGUGAUACACAGAUUCGGGAGUAGCUCUUCUCACUUGCUUCAGGUUCUCUUUGGAUAUGUCUACCUACUCAUCCCACCCCUGAUGAACCCAAUCGUGUACAGUGUGAAAAGCAAACACCUGCGUGAGAGGAUCAUCCGGGUGUUUGCCAAGUGA
Messenger RNA from Pelodiscus sinensis (Chinese soft-shelled turtle), 906 nucleotides. RefSeq names its product olfactory receptor 51G2-like. The record is from RefSeq and is a predicted model, not a curated record. Lineage: Eukaryota; Metazoa; Chordata; Testudines; Trionychidae. Gene Ontology annotation, biological process: G protein-coupled receptor signaling pathway. Gene Ontology annotation, cellular component: plasma membrane. Gene Ontology annotation, molecular function: olfactory receptor activity; G protein-coupled receptor activity.